CCGUGAUGUGUACGCCGAGGAAUUAAAACCUUCGACAUUCUCUACGAAUAAUUGUUUGGCCGAAAUGCCUUGAUAUUGAGGUGAAAACGUCUGCAUUGGAUCUUUAAUCCUCAAAGAGGUGUCUGGUUAAUACUUUGUCAGCUGUUUUAUUACGUAGUUCCGCCAAUCUCCAAGUCAACUGUAGGCUGAGUGAAGCUGUGGAGAGGAUGGCACUGACCCUAUUCUGCUGUAAUGAAGCAGCUUCCGGGCACAGGGCACCAGCAGUAAACAUGGCGGAGGAGCUGUUGGAAGCGGUGGAGAGACUUCAGUCUCGGCUCUGCGAGAACUUAGAGCCUCGCAAGCUCCAGAAGACCCUCAAAAGGCUGGGGGAGCUGCCUAUGACUGUGGAUAUCCUUGUGGAAACUGGAGUAGGAAAAACUGUGAAUUCGUUCCGGAAACAUGAUCUUGCUGGAGAUCUUGCGAAGAGCCUUGUGGCCAAGUGGAAGAAACUGGUUCCCACCCCGUCUGCUGAAAGACCCGGCAACGCCAAGGACGUACGGACACAUGCGCACUCUCACAGCUCUGAGGGAAGGGACGUAAGCCACAAACGUGUCCGGGAACUAUCCCCAGAGGAGCCUCCUCAUGUAGAGGAGGAGGAUGAAGAGGAGGAGAUGAUGAUAGAAGAGGAAAGAGGCUACCGCACCAACUACUCCCCUUCCCCCCCCCAGCACCACUACAGCCCCCCACAGCUCAGCCACGGUGGUCAAAGAGUGGGAUACCAGUCUGAGGGCUACGAGAGCCCCAUGGAGGAAGAGUCAGAGCCCGCGCCCAGCCUCCUUCACAAAGAGGUCCGACACACCAAACCACACAAAGAGCCUGGCAGGGAGCAUCACGGUUCCCACGGCGACCGGGACGAGGAGAGGCGGCGACGUCAUGUCCAGGCGAGCGGUGGUGGCGAAGGGAAGAAGCGCAGCGCGGAGAGGGAACCGCAGCACACUGGCAAGGCCUCCAAGCACAGUCGGCACUCCACCCCACAGGAGAGCAAGAAGGACAAGAGAGGUGGAAGUGAUGGGAGGUCACGUGAUCCUAGGGACUCCCCUGUAUUAGUCCAAGUGACUGAGGAGCAGGCAGAAGAGGCAUUUGAUACCCCCACCAUGUCGUUUGAAUCCUUCCUCACAUAUGACGCCCCUACACCCACUAAGAAGAAGAAGAAGCCCGGCAGCAGCAGCAGUCGGCCCUCCUCCCACCACCACACACCUCCUCGUCCGCCUGUCCAGCCCUCGCCUGCUGCUCCUUCCUCCUCCAAGGAGUCCAAGCCCAGCAAGGCCAAUGGGAGCCGCAGCAAAAGGGCUGAUCCAGCCCAGAACCCGACAGCAACGACUCCGGUCCCUGAGAAACGCCGGAAGGUGGUCGAGGUUGUGUCCACGCUUCCUGAUAUCACUCUGCCAGCCAUCCAGCCUUUCUACAGACCUCUGCCUUCCAUUGAUCUCACACCAUUGUCUCCUCAGCGGCGUAAAGGUCCUGUGUCAAAUGACGCCGAGGAGGACACCGGCUUCACUGGGAGACGCUUUAACUCUAAAAUGACGGUCUACUCGGGUUCAAAGACGUCCUAUCUGCCUAAGAUGAUGAGUCUGUACGAGCAGUGCAUCCGGGUGCUUCAAAACAACAUUGACUCAAUUGAUGAGGUGGGAGGUGUGCCAUUUGAGAUUCUGGAACCAGUACUAGAGCGAUGCACCCCAGAACAGCUUUACCGCAUUGAGCAGUGCAAUCAGUGUUUUAUGGAGGACUCUGAUGAGCUUUGGCAUCGCCACUGCCAGCGGGACUUCAAGCGUGAGACACCCCAGGAGUACGAGUCGUGGCGGGAGAUGUACCUGCGGAAGCACGACGAGCGGGAGGAGCGCCUUCGCAAGCUCACCCAGAACAUCAGUUCGGCCCAUGCCAACAAGCCCAAAGGUCGACAGGUUAAAAUGGCAUUUGUGAACUCCGUCGCCAAACCUCCGCGUGAUGUCCGCCGGCGACAGGAGAAGUUUGGCACCACAAGCACCUCCACUGCCAGCUCCACCGCAGCUGCAGCUCCGAUCAAAAUAAGGCCAGCCUUGUCUCCCCCUGAGACUUCUCGCUCCUCAGGCCCCAGCGGUGGGGGUGGCCCCAGCGCCAGAGACAACAAACCACAGGUCAAAAAAAUCGCCCCCAUGAUGGCCAAAACUAUCAAAGCUUUCAAGAACAGAUUCUCCCGCCGAUAGAGCUAGAGAGAGAUGAAUGUAUGACGUGAUUGAGAGGAGAGGAAGAGAUUGUAGGAGCUAAGAUCUUUUUAAUUCAAUGAAUUAUGGGUAAUCUACAAAAAUGCCCACCAGACAUGUGCACACACAUACAGUCGUGGCCAAAAGUUUUGAAAAUGAAUAUACAUUUUCAAAGUUUGCUGCUUCAGUGUCUUUAGAUAUUUUUGUCAGAUGUUACUAUGGAAUACUGAAGUAUAAUUUCAUAA
Molecule: messenger RNA, 2464 nt
Organism: Oncorhynchus gorbuscha (pink salmon)
Lineage: Eukaryota; Metazoa; Chordata; Actinopteri; Salmoniformes; Salmonidae
Product: elongin-A-like
Exons: 13
Coding region: 207-2222 (671 amino acids)
Biological process (GO): transcription elongation by RNA polymerase II
Cellular component (GO): elongin complex; nucleus
Molecular function (GO): protein binding
Source: RefSeq, a predicted model, not a curated record